AGAGAGAGAGAGAGAGAGGCAUACUUUCACAGCUCAAGCAGCACUGCAGAUCUCUCUGUGUCAUGCUGUUCUUCCUACAGGAGGAGGUGGAGGAGUGUGAGUGAGGGACUUGUCUGGCAGCCAUCCCAGUCAAACAGUAAUACAGAGGCGGCCCGGGAGCCCCCCCUUUGUGAGCCAGUGGGUGUGUGACGUUACCGCUGAGAGGAGGGGCCCCCUAUCCCCUGUCUGGCCAAUCCUCAAACUCGGCGACUAGGUCACAUAAGAAUCCCCCCUUUCAGGUUGCCAUGGUAACGUGCACUGGACCAGGCAGCAUCUUGCUGUGGUGAGAAGGGAAGACAAGAAAGGAGAGAUAGAGGGAGGGAGAGAACGAGAACAAACCACAGACAGAGGAAUCACCUAAAGCUCUUCAGCUGCUGCACCUCUUCCCUCUGUUGAACGAAGAUGCUUGAGGCAGGGAGCUAAAGGCCUCACCAGAGCGGAGUGUGUGCUAGUGCCAGGGGCUGGGGCCUGACCAGAGGCCCCUGAGAGGGUUGCAGGUCCAUGGGGACCAUGGGGGAUCCUGGAGGCUUCACCACCACAGGGGAGCGGGUGAACCCUGCCCACGUAAUGUUUGACCGCUUCACCCAGGCCUCCACCUGUAAAGGCACGCUCAAGGCCUUCCAGGAGCUCUGUGACCAUCUGGAUCUCAAGCCCUGCGAGUACCGGAUCUUCUACCACAAGCUCAAGUCCAGGCUCAACUACUGGAAGGCCAAGGCACUCUGGGUUAAGCUAGACAAGCGGGCAGGCCAGAAGGAGUACAAGAAGGGACGAGCAUGUGUCAACUCUAAGUGUCUGAUCAUUGGGGCGGGACCAUGUGGCCUGCGGACGGCCAUCGAGCUUGGCUUCCUGGGGGCCAAGGUGGUGCUGCUGGAGAAGAGAGAUGCUUUCUCCAGGAACAACGUGCUCCACCUGUGGCCCUUCUCUAUCCAGGACCUCAGGGGCCUCGGGGCAAAGAAAUUCCACGGAAAGUUCUGCGCUGGAGCCAUCGACCAUAUCAGUAUCCGCCAGCUCCAACUGAUGCUGCUAAAGGUGGCCCUGCUCCUGGGCAUCGAGAUCCACGUCAAUGUGGAGUUCAAGGGUCUCAUCGAGCCCCCCGAGGACCAGGAGAAUGAGAGGAUAGGGUGGAGAGCUGAGGUCCACCCCAGGACACACCCAGUCAACGAGUUGGAGUUUGACGUCAUCAUUGGGGCAGACGGAAGAAGAAACACGCUGGCAGGGUUCAGGAGGAAGGAGUUCCGAGGCAAGUUGGCCAUCGCCAUCACGGCCAACUUUAUCAACAGGAACACCACGGCCGAGGCCAAGGUGGAGGAGAUCAGUGGGGUGGCCUUCAUCUUCAACCAGAAGUUCUUCCAGGACCUCCGGGAAGCCACGGGAAUUGACCUAGAAAACAUUGUCUACUACAAGGAUGACACGCACUACUUUGUCAUGACUGCCAAGAAACAGAGCCUGCUGGAGAAGGGAGUCAUUCUGCAUGAUUAUGCAGACACAGAGAUGCUGCUGUCUAGGGCUAACGUGGACCAGGAGGCUCUUCUCUCUUAUGCCCGCGAGGCCGCAGACUUCUCCACCAACCACCAGCUGCCCACUCUGGACUUUGCCAUCAACCACUACGGACAGCCCGACGUGGCCAUGUUCGACUUCACCUGCAUGUACGCCUCAGAAAAUGCGGCGCUCGUGCGCCGACGCAAUGGUCACCAGCUACUGGUGUCUCUGGUGGGGGACAGUCUACUGGAGCCCUUCUGGCCCAUGGGAACUGGUAUAGCCCGGGGUUUCCUGGCAGCCAUGGACUCGGGCUGGAUGGUGAAGAGCUGGGCCCAGGGAAACACCCCUCUGGACGUGCUGGCUGAGAGGGAGAGCAUAUAUCGCCUGCUGCCUCAGACAACGCCAGAGAACAUCAGUAAAAAUUUCAGCCACUACAGUGUGGAUCCCACCACGCGCUACCCUAACAUCAGCCUCCACUUCCUCAGGCCCAACCAGGUACAACACCUCAUUGACACAGGGGAUUCAAGCCGUGAAAUGCGUAUCGAAAUGGAGAAUGUAGUGACCUCGUCAACACCCAAGCUCACCCGAAAUGAGUCCAUCGCUCGCUCCAGCAAGCUGCUGAACUGGUGUCAGAGACAGACAGAGGGCUACAGGAAAGUCAGUGUGACCGACCUCACCAUGUCCUGGAAGAGUGGCAUGGCCCUGUGUUCCCUCAUCCACCGCUACAGACCUGACCUCAUUGACUUUGACUCCCUGGACGAACGGGACCAACAGAAAAACAACCAGUUGGGCUUCGACGUGGCCGAGCGGGAGUUUGGAAUCUCCCCCUGCAUGACGGGCAAGGAGAUGUCCCAGGUGUCAGAGCCCGACAAGCUCUCCAUGGUCAUGUACCUCAGCCAGUUCUACGAGAUGUUCAAGGACACAGUUCCCCCUGGGGCCGGAGAUAACCAGAACAUGAGCCCUGAGGAGAAGGCUGCGUUGAUCAACAGCACUAAGUCUCCCAUCUCCUUCCUUAGCAAGCUGGGCCAGAGCAUCGCCAUAUCCCGCAAACGCAACCCCAAGGACAAGAAGGAGAAGGAUGUGGAUGGUUUGGGGAAGAGGAGGAAGACUAGCCAGGCUGGCCAUUCUGAAGAAGAGGAGGUUUUGAGGGGUAACCAUGAUGACAGGCCGUCCAACAGUACUGCUCUAACAGAGAGGAAGAUGAAGGAAGAGACAGCAGCUGUAGGGAACCAUAACAAAGUCAAGUCCAUGGCCACCCAGCUCCUCGCCAAGUUUGAGGAGAAUGCUCCUGCAGAGUCCAAGGGCCUCAAACGACAGGGGGAUUCUCUGCCCAAUCUGGAUCUUCUUGUGGCACAGCCCCCUCCCCUGCCUCCUGCCCCCCUGGACCCCCCCAGGGAGUCUGUCUGCCUAGCUCUGGUCCCUGCAUGGAGACAGAAGCAAACCCAACAGCAGGAGCAGCUCAGCUUUGGCUAUAAGGAGAUGUUCAAGUGUCAGACCCUACCCAACAGAGGGGAGCAGCCAAGAAGCAGUACAGAGUCAACCUGUGGCUCACGGAGCUGCCCUAAGAAAACCAUUCUGCUCUCCUCCUCUUCCUCCACUUCCUCCACCUCCUCACUCUAUCUUCAUUUACAGAAAUGGAAACCCGUGCAGCUUGACGAGCCAGAGCCUAUUCACAUCCCUAGCAUUCAGGAGAGGUCUGCGAGAUUAGUCGCGAAGUUUAAGGGUAAACCUGAGAAACCGAAGGAGCUAGAGCUUCUUUGCUCUGAUGACCAAAUGCUGUUACAUAGCCUUAGUAUACAGGAAAGGGCUGAGCAGCUUGCCUCGCAGUUUCAAAGCAAGCCGACAAAGCCACAGCCUAAGAGAAAGCGCUCACGUUUCUUUAUAGAACAGUGGCACCUGUCACGCAGCCAUAGCCCAGAGAGUCCCCUCUCCUCCCCUGAAACGCUCAGACAGAGAUAUUUAAAGAUGUACACAGGGGGAGUAAGCUUAUUGGCUGAUCAGAUAGCCAAUCAGCUUCAACCUCAGGAGGAACCCAAGCCCUUACUUGACGAGAGGGAAUUGGUGGAAUUGGGUUCCCUGAGGAAGGAGUUUCCCCAGAACAUCGGGGGCAGUGACGUGUGCUUCUUCUGCCGGAAGCGUGUGUACGUGAUGGAGCGGCUGAGUGCUGAGGGCAAGUUCUUCCACCGUAGCUGCUUCAAGUGUGACUACUGCGGAACGACGCUUAGAUUGUCAUCCUACGCCUUCGAUGUGGAGGAUGGGAAGUUUUACUGCAAGCCGCACUACUGUUACCGCUUGUCUGGUCAGGCUCAGAGGAAGAGGCCAGCACCGACCUCUGCUCUGCUCAAUACAAAGGACAACCAGGCGUCCUUGCCCGUCAUGGUCACCGUGGACUCCUCCGGGAGGGGGGAGAUGGCAUCCCUGUCUCCCGCUGAGCGCCAUACCUCAGUCCCAGAGGUCAACGGGCUGCAGGAGCCCAGCCUGCCUAAGCGUCUGCGGGGCACGCCGGAGCGCAUUGAGCUGGAGAACUACAGUCUCUCUCUACAGCGGGAGGAAGAUCUGGAGGAGGUGCCCGAGGAGACGCUGGCUGAACACAACCUGAGCAGCGUGCUGGACAAGGACAAACACGCAGAGCUGGGCUCCAGCAGCUCUGAGUCUGACAUGGAGGAGGAGGACCAGGAGGAUGAGGACCAUGAGGAGGAGGAGCAGCAGGAGCCCCCCAGCCCCUCAGACCUGGGAGGGGUACCCUGGAAAGAGGCUGUGGAGAUCCAUGCUAAGCUGAAGACCGACAGCGACCCAGGGGCCGAGGGAGAGUACGGGGCUCAAAUGGUUAGAGACCUAAAGGUGGAGGAGGAGGAAGAUGAUGAAGAGGACGAUGAGGAGGAAUCGAGUGAUGAGGGGGAGUACUGCCCGUGGGAGAGGGAGCUCCAGUCAGGUGUAUGGCUGGAGAACCUCAAAGAUGAAGAGGAUACAGUUACAUUUAAAGCCAGAUACCUGCAGAUCCAGCAAGCGCUGCAGUCUGUGGAUCCUACAGUCAUUAAGAAUAUCAGAGGAGUCUCCGUGCUGUCGGAGGGGCCUCCUGCCUCAGCCUCCCAGCCCUCCUCCACAGCCCCCGCCAACACAUCCGCCCGUCAUGAGGCUGUGCGAGUCUGGUUGGAGUCGGUGUCUGGAGUAAUGGAUCAGUGCAUGUCUGUCUCUAACCACCAAUCAUGUCAUGAGACCUGUGAGGAUGAGGACCCGGAAGUAGAAGUUGGCAGCCAUGAUUUUGAGCCGGGCACCGAGAUGGAUCAGGAACAGCGCAAACUGGCUCUAACCAGAAUAGAAAGAGGAGUUGGAGGCCCCGGUGCACAACUGAGCAAGAGGACAAAAGACAUUCCCUCCGACGCAGAGGCUGAGGCUCUUCUACACCAGUCAGAGAUCAGUGAAGCGUUUCCUGAAGAGGACAAGAAGUCUGAAAGUCAGGGGCUCGCCUUCAGCAUUGAACAAUCUAGUGUCAGUCCAGUGAAGUUAGUUGGGGAAGUUGUGCUCUUGCCAGUCAAACCACCGACUCCACAGCCUGAUUCACAGAUGUCUCACCCCUCUCCCUGCCUGGUCAAAUCCCCUGGCAUGCACUUUUUCCCAGAACCUUUUCCACUGGAGGACAUCACAACACCACAGAGGACAUCUCAGACUCCCAAUGCCAAGAGCCCUCCAUACCUUGCCCCCACUAUGUCCCCCAUCUGCUCCCCUGUUUGUUCACCAGUCCAUUCCCCUAUCUGCUCCCAGCCUGUCCCACUGCUCGAAACCGUUACCACCAAAUCCCCUGUUAACUCUCCGUCAUGCUCCUGUCCCCCGACAGAGAACCCGCUGUCUCCCAUCUGUGCCCAGCCACUGCCCUGCCAAGAGCCUUCCUCAUCCCUCACCUCCGACUCCCCCGUCAGAACUCAGCCUGUCCCUGCAGUCACCUCCACACCGCUGGUCAAACCAGCCUCAUCUGACAGGGCUAUCCCCGAGCCACAAAAAUCCCUAGACUCAUCAGACCUGGAAACCCCUGUCAAGAAGACGGACAUCAUCGAGGAGUUCUGGCUGAAGAGUGCAGAGAUCAGAAAGAGUCUGGGUCUCACCCCAAUGGAACGUAGCAGCAGCAAAUCCCCAGAGAAGAGUCCUGUUACUCUGGGUAGGGUUCCCACCCCGGACUCCUCUUCGCCCAUGUCCUACACCCCAGAGGACAUGUCGGAGCAGCUUUCCCCCUUCACCGGCCGCUCGGUAAUCCGCAGGCUGAACAUUACAGUGGAGGGCCAGGUCAUCUCCCCUGUGGAGCCCAAGAGCAAAGCCACGGAUCAAAGGGACCUAAGUAGCAGCUCUGGCCUGGGCCUCAAUGGCAGCACGACCACCAGCCAGACCAGCCAGGCAGCCAGCGACAGUUACAACACCUCCGACUCCACCAUGCUCACCCCGCCCUCCAGCCCCCCGCCACCCCCACCCAACGAGGAGCCAGCCACCCUAAGGCAGCAGCAGAAGCACCAUGUCUCCUGGAACAAUGGGAUCGAUGACCCCACUACACCUGAGCCAGCCAAUGCAGCACCCACCAAGAUCAAGAGCCCUGUGCCUGUACCGAGGACCCAACUCAGCCCUGUGUCUGUGCCCAAGCCUGCCCCCAGGGCUACACUGGUCACUUCACCAAUCACAGCUCCGGUCAAUGCUCCUGUGGUGACCAUGAGACGGGAGAAGAGCAGCAAACCACGUCGGGAGGAGGUGAGGAAGUCAUUUGUGGAAUGCGUAGCAGAGAUCCCGUUUGCAGACGACGUGGAGGACACGUAUGACGAGCGGACGCCAGACACAACCAUGGACAGGUUCUACACCCCACCCACAAGCAGGCCCAACAGGGAGAGGGAGAAACCUCCUCUUCACUUGGCCCUGGCUAUGGAGAAUGGAACAGCCAAUUUCCCCGGGAACCAGCAGGCCUCAAAAAACCAUAAGGCCCAGCAGUUCUCCCCUGAGGCCAAGGAAAUAGCUGAAGAGCGGAUGAGAGCCAGAGAGAAGUCAAUCAAGAGCCAAGCUCUAAAAGAUGCUAUGGCCAAGCAGCUCAGCAAGAUGAAAGAGACGGACAUGGCAAAGGGCUCUGCCGCCACUGCAAAAGUGGUGUGGAAUGUGGCCUCAUCAGAGACAUCCGGAAAAAGUACUAAGAAGUUGUCCGGCUCGUCAAAGACAUCUGCGGUGAUUGCUCUGGAGUCAAAGAAGGCAGAGACUUUGCCAGAGCUUUUCUUCAGCAUUCAGGUUAACAAGAGUCUGGACGGCUCGACUGUCUCCUCUGACGGCUCUGCCUCGGGAGGCAAGAGCAAGAAGCGCAGCUCCCUUUUCUCACCACGCAAGAACAAGAAGGAGAAGAAACCCAAGAACGAGAGCCGUCUCUCCUACAAGCACGGUGCAGACGAGACGCCGUCGCCUCCCAAACACAAGUCCCUGUGGAAAGCAGUGUUCUCAGGGUACAAGAAAGACAAGAAGAAGAAUAAGGAUGACAAGUCGUGUCCCAGCACGCCGUCCAGCUCUACCACCAAUGACUCAGGGAAGAAGAGAUCAUCUCCUCUCGGGAGGUCAUCAGAUUUGAAGUCGCGCCGAAACCGGAGCUUCUCUGAGGACUCAGAUCUGUCAUGUGAUGAUGUGCUGGAGAGGUCGUCCCUGAAGUCUAAGGCAGAUUCUGUUUAUGUCCCUCACGCAUUGGCGUUCAAGAGAGAGUACGCCACAAAGAAAACCUACACAGAGGAGGAGCUCAAUGCCAAGCUGACACGGAGGGUACAGAAAGCUGCCCGGCGACAGGCCAAGCAGGAGGAGUUGAAGAGGCUGCACAGAGCCCAGAUCAUCCAGAGACAGCUGGAGCAGGUGGAGGAGAAGCAAAGACAGCUGGAGGAGAGGGGCGUGGCUGUGGAGAAAGCCCUGCGAGGGGAAGCAGACUAUUGGGGAGAGUCUAAUUACAGUGAAAUCAUGGACUUGCAUCUGGGCGUUGAGCCCUUUGUCGGGACCCCUCGCCGAAGACCUAUCUCCUUCUGUCCCUGCUGUUCCUCUGAAGGGAUGGGCAAAAAGGACGACCCCAAGCUCAUGCAGGAGUGGUUCAAACUGGUGCAGGAGAAAAACGCCCUGGUGCGAUACGAAUCUGAGCUGAUGAUAUUUGCACGAGAACUGGAGCUGGAGGAUCGCCAGAGUCGACUGCAGCAGGACCUGAGGGAACGAAUGGCAAUUGAAGACCACAUGAAGACGGAGGUAGAGCUGGCGCAGGAGAAGCACAUCCUGAAUGAGAUGCUGGAGGUGGUGGAGCAGAGAGACUCCCUGGUAGCCCUCCUGGAGGAGCAGAGGCUCAGUGAGAAGGAGGAGGACAAGGACCUGGAGUCUGUCAUGCUCUCCAAGGGCUUCAACCUCAACUGGGCCUGAGGAGGAGAGACUAAACUCACCAUCCACCGUAACUCAAAUAAUACACUACCCCUACUCUGUGUCAGGGCUCAGUGAAGGCCCAACCCACGGCCUCAUGCUCGGUCCCAGAUAAUCCAGUAGAGAAUGUGUGCAGAAUGGAGUUGUUCCAUUACAGCUCCUCUGUUGGAGCAGUCUAUAAUGUUUACAUAUCUACCCUGCCACCAGCCAGGCAUCAUUACCUCCAGUGAUAUCUCCCCUCACUAUCAAAUCACGGUGGGAGGAGCAACUACAUCCUGGACUGUCUCAGAACUUCAGAAGUUCUUGGAGCGGUUCUCCAGAAUGGGGAACAAUGUUUUAUUAUUUCUUUUAAUCUGAAACGCGCGAAGGGAAGAAAGAGGUUAGGUCCUGCUGUUGUAAAGGAAUUCAAUGUAUGAUACCUGUUUCAAUGUACUACAUGUGUAGAACACGACAUAUUAGCAAAGCGGGGGUUUUAGAUGAGCGUAGGCCCUUGACCUAUUGACUGUUACAGGGUUUCUGUGGGAAGGGGAGGAGUGGUCUCACUCUCAUUCUAUCAGUCUCAACCUAACCUCAUAACAUACUCUACUAUUGUGACUGCUGACUGGGGAGGGACAUCCUCUCCUUUAGCUGCCUUUCACUCCAAUUACACAUUGGGGAGCCAAUAAGGAUGAGACUCUAAAAGUCCCAUAAUUUUUUGCACACAUUUAUUCGCUUGGUUUUGAUAGAAAACCUGAAUGAACUGAUUUUGGUAUUUUCCGUGUUCACGGAGGAGAGUGCCUGAACUGGAGGCUCGACGGGUUGCACAUGUGCUCUCUUUAUAACAUUGACUGCAAGGAAAUCAACUCAAAACUCCAUCACCAAGAAGCCAUUGUGUAAUGGCUUGGAGUGGAGGCUGCUGCAGGCUCAGAAAAAUAUCCUGCGUUACAUUGUCUUUGACUCUGAAAGUUGUGCUGGUGUGAAUAGUUAACCUGUAGCAUAGAUUCAUUGACACAUGUACACUUCAGCAAGCAACCCACUUGACACAUCUCUUGGUGUCCUAGUUCUGAGCGAUCAUGUGGUUUCUCCAUACCAUGCCAUUCACCAUAAAUCACACUGAUAUUUCAUUUUACAAUCAGUAGCCCUUAUUCAAUACUAAUUGGCAUAUACCAUGAAAUGUCCUCAGUGUAGGUUAAACAGUGAAGAGAACAACGUUCGGGGCAGUGUCUUAUUGGGAUUACACAGUAUCAAUACAUCGUGUUAUCAUAAUACCAUAAGUGAACUGACAUCACUAACUGGUGUCAUGAGAGACUUGCGUCAGUGGAUAUGCUUCAAUAUGGAAGUUCUAAACCACAGAACUCUGGCUUCGCUAUCCCUGGGGCUGAGGUACAUUACCUGCUUUGAAGCAAGAUGCCCUUUUCCCUUCUGUUUUAAUAUUUUACUUUUCUUUUUAGGGUUUAAACUUUUAUGUAUCCCACCAGAAGUACAUUUCUACAUUGUGUUUUUUGGUAAAAUCCUUUCAUACAACUAAAGGUUGUCAAACAGCAGUUAUGAGUAGAAGUGGAGACAGAAAGGUUGCUCUAAACCACUUCUAUUCUGUCAGUCACAGGAGCAUGUGCUUUUGUUUGGCAUUUGACCUUUACUAGCCUUUCUGCCAAACUGUAAAUCUCUGGUUGGUCACAGUUUUAUAUAUUUUUCUGUAUUGAUAGAUAUAUACAUUUAGAAUUUGUGUAAGUAUUAAACGGAGCUGUGAAUACAAAAAAGUUACGUAAUUUCAAGGCUGGUUUAGAUGGUGUGUGAUAAGUUUGACAGAUUUUAUUGAUAUUUAUAAACAUGUGUGCAAAAAUGUAUCAUAUGUAAAGAAAAAUGAAUCCUAAUUUUUAAAACUGUAUGUUGACACACGACAAAUAUGUAAAUGCUGCUUCAUUUAGCCAAAAUGCAUAGGGUGUUGGAUGUAUGCUGAAACGGCAAUAAAGCAAUGCGGUUGUUCAUUUAGAAAC
Molecule: messenger RNA, 9893 nt
Organism: Oncorhynchus keta (chum salmon)
Lineage: Eukaryota; Metazoa; Chordata; Actinopteri; Salmoniformes; Salmonidae
Product: protein-methionine sulfoxide oxidase mical3a-like
Exons: 46
Coding region: 541-7920 (2459 amino acids)
Molecular function (GO): protein binding; FAD binding
Source: RefSeq, a predicted model, not a curated record